CCGCCGGCAGUGCGAGUCAACUGGCAGUUUGAUUGGCACCUAAUCACCAAAAACAAUAAGAUUAGAGCCUUUCAGAUAGUCUACAAUCCCGUCAAAUCCAGGUUCAGAAUCAUUCAAGAAGUAUCACCAAGGGUCCUAAACUUAACACUGGAUCGACUGGCACCGGGAUCGGAGUAUCAACUCCACCUCAAUUCGGUCACCGAAUCCGGUGAUAGCAACUCAAGCCGUAUCGUGCAUUUCGUGGCACCGGAUAAUGAUUCGCGACGCUUUUCACGCAUUGGUCUCAACCAUCCCAUCCACACCGACCCCAACGAAGCGCCGGAAGGGUUUCGCGUCAAAGAGGAUGAAGUGAUUAUAGUAGUGAUAGUGUUGGCCGCGUGGGUCGGCUGUAUUUUGUUGUUUUUUAACAAAUGGGGCAAAAUCCGGAUGUUAGAGCCCUAUCAGCCGGCAUACAGAGAGACAUUCAGCAAUUCUGUUCACUCCCUACACCCGAAGACAUCGCGAAUGAACACCUGUACGAGCGCUACCGCACCCACACAUAUGCACUCAACCGAGAGUCGGGCCAGUCUUCUGUGCGAUCGCGACCUCCUUAUACACCACAACCGACUCGUGGGCAGCGGUCAGCUCUACCAGUGCGCGUCGGGCGCCACCUACCACAACCCGGCCUACCGGCCUCGACUCAACUCCGUGUUCGUCGGCUCCUUCUCACAUCGCGACUCAUUAUCACCGGAGCCACAGAUGCCGAGGAAGGUCAAGAGUGCCGAAGAUCUCAAGUCAUUAGUCGUUCAGGUGACUGACUAUAACAUGCCGUCCACUUCCACAUCAGUCAUUUAAAUCGUGACAUUUCAUAGGCUUUUAAAAUCGUGACUUUCAUAGGCUUUUCGUAUCUAUUUUUCGCUCCAUAUUCUGUACUUAACUCUAUGAAAGAGUUUUAUUGACUCAAAGGAUGCCUCGAAUUUGAAUUGUUUCUCAAAUCACUGAAGGAUUGCUAAGAAUACUAAUUACAAUAUCUUCGGCCAAUGGUUACAAUUAAAGGGAUAAUUAAAAUGAAGUGCAUCUUAAAGAGUGAC
Messenger RNA from Oppiella nova, 1070 nucleotides. NCBI's taxonomy places the organism in Eukaryota, Metazoa, Arthropoda, Arachnida, Sarcoptiformes, Oppiidae. The record is from the annotation of a GenBank genome assembly.